UCCGGCAGACGCGAAGUGCCACGUUGAUGGAGCCCAGUGGGGACGUGGAAAGCCGAGUCGAGAGCGAGCUCUACGGGGACCGCUAUCUACGAGUGGUCGCCGUCUUGUCUCGUCCUUCGGGGAGUACGGUAGUCUUUUAAACCCCACCGUAAAAAGAAGGAAAGGGGAGCAAAAACCGCUAUUUUCCAUUCAUUGUCUGCUCGCACGUACAGUGCCAGAAUCGGGAAAGUAAAGCAAGGAUGAAACUGAAAGAGAUCAACCGCACGGCCAUCCAGAGCUGGAGUCCAGCACAACAGCACCCUAUCUACCUGGCAACAGGCACGUCAGCACAGCAGCUGGAUGCUUCCUUCAGCACCAACGCGUCCCUGGAGCUCUUCGAGCUGGACUUGUCCGACCCGUCUCUUGAUAUGACGUCCUGCGGCAGCUUAUCUUCAUCUCACAGGUACCACAAGCUGGUCUGGGGUCCCUGCGGAACGGAGGCCACGGGUCACCCAGCCGGGUUGAUCAUCGCCGGGGGCGAGAACGGCAAUGUCAUCCUGUACGACGCCGCCAAGAUCAUCGCCGGCGAGAGCGAAGCGGUAGUGGCCGAGAGUGACCGGCACACGGGCCCCGUGAGAGGACUGGACGUCAAUCCUUUCCAGCCCAACCUAUUUGCGUCUGGUGGGAACGAGUCUGAAAUCUACAUCUGGGAUAUUAACAACUUUGAGUCACCUAUGACGCCAGGACCUAAAACACAGCCAGUGGAGGACAUCGGGUGCUUGUCAUGGAACCGGCAAGUCCAGCACAUCCUGGCUUCGGCCAGCCCGAGCGGUCGCGCGUCUGUGUGGGACCUCCGCAAGAAUGACCUCAUUAUUAAAGUCAGCGACCACAGCAACAGAAUGCAUUGUUCCGGGUUGGCGUGGAACCCAGAGGUGGCCACCCAGCUGGUUCUGGCUUCUGAGGACGACCGCAUGCCCGUCAUCCAGAUGUGGGAUUUACGAUUUGCUACUUCCCCUGUCAAGAUUCUGGAGAAUCAUACAAGAGGCAUCCUCUCCAUCACUUGGAGCGCAGCCGAUCCCGAGCUGCUCCUCAGCUCUGGCAAGGACAGUAGGAUCCUGUGCUGGAACCCCAACACGGGCGAGGUGCUUUAUGAGCUGCCUUCCGGUAGCCAGUGGUGCUUCGACGUGCAGUGGUGUCCCAGGAACCCGGCGGUGCUGUCGGCCGCUUGCUUUGAUGGACACAUUGACGUCUACUCCAUUAUGGGCGGCAGUAGCCAGGCGCAAAGCCAGAGGCGUGCAGACCAGAUCAGCAACUCCUUCGGCAACAUGGAUCCUUUCGGGACAGGACAAACUUUACCUCCACUCCAACUACCUCAGACAACAGCCCCCUCUGCUAGCGUCAACCCCCUCAAGAAGCCCCCUAAGUGGAUCCGCAGGCCCGUCGGGGCGUCAUUUGCCUUCGGCGGGAAGCUGGUGUGUCUGGAGAACGGUCCGGCAAACGGACAACAACCCGGCGGCCCCCGUUUGGUUCACGUCAGCCAGGUGGUGACGGAGACCACCUUCUUGACGCGGUCCGAGCAGCUCCAGGCCACAUUGAGCGCCGGAACCUUCCAGGAAUUCUGCCAGGAGAAGAUCCAAGCUUCUCAGGAUCAGUUUGAAAAAACUGUCUGGUCUUUCCUCAAGGCCAACUUUGAAAGUGACAUCCGCAGUCAAUUCUUGGAGCUUCUCGGCUACAACAAAGAGGAGCUCAGUGCCAAGAUAUCCGCCACGCUGGCGGGGAAGCCUUCCGUCGCUCCGACACAAGUGCUGGAAAAUCCAGAGGCGGUGUUCGACAUGAUCGCCACUGCCAACCAGGAGGCCACAGUAGAUGAGCCGGAUCAGACCGAGGAAACUCAGGUUGAAGAAGAGGACGGGAUUGCCCUGGAAGAGGAGGUACCGCUAGAUGAAGAAGAGGAAGAGGAGGAACCUAAGACCACCACCAAGAUGGAGGAGCCUAAGACCACCACCAAGAUGGAGGAGCCUGAUGAAGCUCCUGCAGAGGAAGUCAACCUCAACAUUAGUAAAGACGUAGAUGGCCUUAUCACACAGGCCCUACUGACGGGUGACUUCGAGGCGGCCGUGGAGCUCUGUCUCCAUGACGACCGCAUGGCGGACAGCAUCAUCCUGGCCAUCGCUGGCGGUGCCGAGCUACUGGAGAAGACCCAGAGGAAAUAUUUCCUCAAGACGCAUGGCAAGAUCACGAAACUUAUCAGCGCCGUGGUGACCAAAGACUGGCGCGACGUCCUGACCACGUGUGACCUGCGCAGCUGGAGAGAGGCAAUGGCGGCCGUCAUGACCUACGCCAAGCCUGACGAAUUCUCUACACUCUGCGACCUCCUUGGCGCCCGUCUAGAAGCGUCGGACGAGGCCGAUCUGCGAGCUCAAGCCUGUUUGUGUUACAUCUGCGCCGGCAACGUGGACAAACUGGUGGCGUGCUGCAAUGCCGCUGGACAGAGACACUGUCCGCUAUCCCUACAGGACCUGGUGGAGAAAGUUGUGGUACUCCGGCGCGCCGUGGAGCAGACACAGCGCUCGCUUCCCAACGCUAACUUCGGCGUCCUGCUAGCAGAAGAAAUGGGUCGCUACGCUGGCCUUCUGGCCUCGCAGGGCAGCCUGUCCACAGCCAUCAGCUACUUGCCAGACAGCAGUGGACAGGUGGUUGUACAGCAACUCCGUGAACGCCUGAGUCGGGCUUUGGGUCAGCAGGCAGGUCCGGUUCAGACCCCUAGACCUCAACACGCCACACCUCAGCCUCUCCAUACUUUCACCCCGGCCCAAGCUACUGUUCCUGUCGCGGCGCCUGUACCCGCCUCCAUUCCGGCCCAACAGCAGUAUUUCCAACCUGUAAGGUCCGCUUCCACUGUCACUUCGUGGAGUAACCAGACGCCGACAGCCCUCCCCAACGUCCCACCUCCCAUUCAAACAGGCCCUACUUCUGAGCAACAGCAGUCCCAUCAGACAGAACCACCAAAACCCACGUAUGGGAUGCCGCCAUCUGGCUCAGCCCCGCCAGCCUCCGCCGCCCCUGCUUACAUGUACUCCCAGCAAUACCAACCUCACUCUCAGGUCCAGCACUUCCCACCUGGAGCCUAUCAACCUCUUCACUACUCUGAGCCCCCUUACCCACCUCAGCCACCCGGCUUCCUGAACCAUUGCCUGCCUUCCUCUUCUUCUUCCUCCCUUCCUCCAUUCUCUCCCACCUCCUCCUCUUCUGGAGCAUCUUUCCAGCAUGACGUGCCGGGCUCCCCUGGGUCCUACGUGCCGCUUACUCCAACUGGAGGAGUCUCAGGUCCUCAGAAUGGUUGGAAUGACCCACCGGCCCUGAGCAGAACAUCUAAGAAGAAGAUUCCAGAGAACUACACCCCACCAGCCCCCAUCACAGCUCCCAUCAUGGCUCCUCUGGGAGCAGACCCUCACGUCAUGCCAACACCCUCAGGAGUGCCGCAGGGCUCCAUCCCAGGGGUCCAGCAGAUCCUACCACAGACUCUUAACCCAAGCGUACCUGCCGAGGGAGCACCCGGCGGGCCAACGGGUGAUUGCGUUCAGCCAAUGCAGUCGAUCCCCGCUGAGAAGAUCACCAAAAAACCCAUCCCAGAGGAACACCUGAUCUUGAAGACCACCUUCGAGGGUCUGGUCCAGAAGUGCUUGGCCGUCGCUACCGACCCGCAAACUCGGAGAAAACUGGACGAUGCCAACAAGCGUCUGGAGGCGCUCUACGACAAACUGCGUGAGGAGACGCUUUCUCCCGCCAUCGUGGGCGGUCUGCACGAAAUGGCCCGCAGCAUUGAGGCGCGGGCCUACGCCGAGGGUCUGGGCAUCCAUACGCACAUCGUUAGCAGCAGCAACUUCAGCGAGACAUCGGCAUUCAUGCCCGUCCUCAAGGUGGUGCUGACGCAGGCCAACAAGAUGGGCGUGUGAGCCCGCGACAUGCAGCCGAUCAAGGGCUAGUUUUUUCUCUUUGUUUCCGUUACCAAUCACGCCGAUGGCUUUUAAAUCGACUUUAUAUGAAGCGACCGAUGACUGGAAGAAAAAGGGAACAUUCCGGACAUCUCGAUGAAUAGAAUUAGGCUGAUUUUUAAGUCUUUUUUUUUUAAUAUCCUCUUUGUCUUUGUCAGCUUAAUGGCUUAAAAUGAUUUUUUCAGCAGCUAGUCACACUUGGUUAUUAUUUUUUCAAUUCACCUCCACUUAAGUUGCUAAUCCAGAGCAACACGGAGGUUUCUCAGCACUUUUUCCACAUUUUGUCAUAAGCUUUUCUCCAAAACUUAGCAUUUUUCGUUUCAAGUAAUGAAAAUAAAUCAGCUGUAUUUUUUUUUUUCCAGAUUUUAUAAUUAAUUUUGCAAGUACAAGCUCAAAAUAUCGCCAACUGGAAGUAGUCGCAGUCAUGUGACAAUUGAUUAAAACUAUAUUAUAAUAUUAGUUAUUUCACUUCAAACUGAUUGGACGGCUAUUCGUGAUAAACUCAUUCCACUUCACAGCAGAAUGACAAAAAGAGAUUGCUAUUCUGUUUAUUCGUCCUGUAGAAUAUCCUCGAAUGGUUUCCUGAACCAUAUGUCGAUAAUUGAUGUAUCGUCAUCGUGAGCCUUGGAUCACAAAUUGUAUCGUGAGGCACAUGGAAUAUUUUCAAUUCAUAAUAUUUAUUUACAAGUUAACUAGCAGUAAAUUUGUGCCACUAGAUGUUCAGUUAAACAGGAAGAAAGUGAAGAUAAACAAAGUCACAAGGAUGGCACAUUUUUACUGUAAGACUUCAUUGGGGACAAAUUUCACAACCAACGUUGAGGUUUUUUCAGAUGCAAAACCAAAUUUAAAAAAGUACAAUUUUUGAGGUGAUUUCAAGUUAAGCUCUGCCGGUCACUUCCAGCUGGCCGAAUGACGUGAUGACGCGGUAGUGCGCCGCUUCCUCCUCCGUCAGCUCGGUGUUCCCCGGCCGCACCACCACCACUGCGUUGACGCCGGCGUCCUCCGCCGCUUUGGCCUCUGCGAGCGCACGCCGGUAUGUUACUCUUGGUCACCGUGACAAUUGACGAUAAUUUUAUAGGGGGAAAAAAUUACCUCGCGUGACAUCCGUAAGGAAGGUGAUUUCUUCCGCCGGACAGCCGAUCCUCUCGGCGAUCCUUUCGUAGCUUUUGGCCUCUACUUUGGCGCCGACUGCCGUGUCGAAGUGACCGUCGAAUAGCUGGGGAGAGAGACGGUCAGUCACUAGGAUGGAGUAUUAGGCCCAAACAAAUUGAGAGUAGGACUACCUGAAUGAAGUACCGUAAUUUUCUGACUAGAAGCCGCUACUUGUUUCCUUCAUUUUGAAUCCUGCGGCUUAUCCAGUGAGGCUUAUUUGUUGAUUUAUUUGGUUAAUAGGCAACACAUGCCUCCUAGCAUGCAUUGCAGUGCUACUGAUGUAAAUAACAAGAAAAAAUAUGUUCUGUGCUAAUUAUUUAGUUACUGUUUCAUUCAUUGCUUGUUAUGGUAUUUGGUAACUUUAUUUGACAUUGGCAUCAUAAAACUGUCAUAAGACAGAUAUUAAUAAUUAUGGUGAAAUUUAUAAGAUAUUUAUGACAUGACACCAUCAUGGGCAUUACUGAACAGUGUUGUUAAUAACGGCGUUAGCAUAUAACGGCGUUAUUUUCUUCAGUAGUGAGUAAUCUAAUUAAUUACUUUUCUCAUCUUGGCAACGCCGUUACCGUUACUGAGGCGGGAAAGGUGUGCGUUACUAUGCGUUGCGAUGUUGGUUGACUGACGCCAGAAAAGUCUGAAAAAGACGGACUCACGGAGACGAGAGAGCAGAGCAGGAGUGGGAAAAAGGCAAAGGAGUGUGACGCCGUUGCAAACGCGAUGCUACUAUGCUAGUUGGCUCCAAUAAUACCUGACUGUAGCCGAUAGCCUACAAUCUACGCCCGCAUGAUGCUUCGGUAGAUAUCACAUAUAUACAGAACUAGAUGCAAAUGACAGACACGGCGGCAUUAGCAACAAGUAUAAUAAAGAACUAGAUGCGUUAGUAAACAGCCGCCAUCUUAAAGCAGUAGACUUCUCAAGAAGGCUCUGUUGUAGAGAACAUUCCUAGCGAACCUAAGUAACUUUUUAUCUAAAAUACUCCUAAAUCGGCAAAACUGAACUUAAAUCUAUCUUUGAAUGAUGAAACUGUUUUAAAACUUACACAUGUCGAAAAUAGACAGAAGGGAACUAAUGCAAUAACGGGAGGAAUUUUAACAACUUUAACGGUUGAUUCACAACAUUAAAUGGCUUCCACACAUAGCAAAGGUUACUGUCUAGUUAUCGCAAUUUCUGCAAUACCCCUGUGUCUAGUUAAGUUUAGGGUGAAGAAUUGGGCUUGGGCCAAUUGUCCAAAAAAAAACCUUUAACUUCAUUGUUUUUGGUUUUUUUUUUGACAAAAAAAGACAAAUAAUCACCAGGUACUUUGCCAAGUAACUAAUUACUCUUACAUUCAGGUAACUGAGUUACUAACGCAAUUACUUUUUGGGAGAAGUAAUUUGUAACUGUAAUUAAUUACUUUUUUAAAGUAAGAUUAACAACACUGUUACUGAAUGUGUAUGACAAAUGUCCUUAACUCAUUCACUCCCAGCCAUUUUCACCGGAGCAAGGCCCUUCGCUCCCGGCCAUUUUACUGGAUUUUGACUGAUUUUGCAAGGCCAUAGAAAAUCCUGUUCUAUUGCUAUAUACACAUGGAACCCACCAAAAGAAAGAUUACUCUCUUCUUUCAGCAGGAAAAAAGUAAGUUCAUAUAUUUUUAUAUUAUUUAGAUAUCAACAUGAGAAAAUUGCGUAGAUUGAGCAAUUUUCCAAUUUCUGAUGAAAAAACAGAGAAAUUGAAUUUUUUGUAAAAGCAUAUAUUUCAAACAUAACUUUAACACUGCUAUUUUUUGCUUUUGUGACAUCCCAAAAAUCUGAAUGUUUUCCUUCUACAAAAUAACAUAAACAACAAGACAAAUAGAGCUUUUGAUAGCAAAGUAACAAUUCAUUUACACAUAAGUAAACUAUUGAACUGAGAGAUGAUGCUGUUGUGGCCGCGCCUGUAUCGGCAGACGGGGCGAAUUUUUCCCUCAUCACCGCCUGUCUGUCUCAUCAAGAUAGAUUUUUAAAAAUCUUUCUUUUGUAGUGACCACUACCUCAUAACAGAAUUCACGUAGGGAACUUGUAUGGGGCAUGUGUUUACAUCGUUCUCCACAUUUUUCUCAAGCUUCUUAAUUCUUCCAACUUCCGUUUCCUGACUAUUUCUCUUCAUUUCCUUUCAUGGUCCGAUAUGACUUCUUACCAAAUGCACUGCUGCCCUCCAGUGGCCAGUUUUAUUGCUUUAAAAUGGAUUUUGAGCGUUGUGCCUUGGAGCGAACUUGCAUCAGAACCUAGAAAAGUCUCUUGUGGGAAAAAAAAAACGUAAAAGACGUAUAAAUACGUUUUUGGGACACUGAAACAAUUAAAAAUAGAACUUAUUUAUACGUUUUUGGGAGCAAAUGAGUUAAGUGUCAUCCAGCAAAUUAUGUUACUAACACCAUUUCGUUCCAGCUCAUAUUUUACAUCUAUUCAAUUGUGAGAUAAUUUGCCAAAUUACAUCUGUUAUAAGCAUUCAUGAGUCUUAUGGCGCCACUGUCAAAUAAAGUGUUACAAAAUACCAUAACUAGCAAUUAAUGAAACAAGUGGAACAGUAACUGAAUAAAUCAUUAGCACAUAACAUGAAUUUUGAUUGUUAUUUACAUCUGUAGCUCUGCAAUGCAUGCUGGGAGGCAUGUUGGACGACAAAUAUCAAAUUGUUACCGGUUAAUAUUUUGGUGUAAAUAUCCAAUAAUACAGUGAGGACCGCUGCGGCGUACCUAUGAACAAAUGCCAUUUUCGUGUCACAUUCGGUGGGUUGCGGCUUAGUCAGGUGUGCCUUAUAGUGUGAAAAUUAUGGUAAUCCAUCAUAAUAUUACGAGAAAAAAGUCAAAUGUCGUAAUAUGUGAUUGAUGUCGUCAUGUAAUACUACGAGAAAAAAAGUGGAGAAUAAAGUCAUAUGUUAUCAUAUGAAAAUUGACGUAGUAUGAGAUUAGUCA
Messenger RNA from Corythoichthys intestinalis (scribbled pipefish), 8049 nucleotides. RefSeq names its product SEC31 homolog A, COPII coat complex component (gene sec31a). The transcript is spliced from 27 exons. The record is from RefSeq and is a predicted model, not a curated record. Lineage: Eukaryota; Metazoa; Chordata; Actinopteri; Syngnathiformes; Syngnathidae. Bases 240 to 3935 code for a protein of 1231 amino acids. Gene Ontology annotation, molecular function: protein binding; structural molecule activity. Gene Ontology annotation, cellular component: endoplasmic reticulum exit site; COPII vesicle coat. Gene Ontology annotation, biological process: endoplasmic reticulum organization; endoplasmic reticulum to Golgi vesicle-mediated transport; COPII-coated vesicle cargo loading.